AUGUUCCGGGUGUCGGUUCGUCAUAACUCGACGUCGCCGUUUUUAAGCGAUCUACUCAAAAGAGUGAAUGCGGUUACCAGUCGUGCCAAUGAAAUCGUCGAAAAGUCAGCCACCCAAGCGCUGUCGCUGAAGGCUAAGAAAUCGAAGGCUCCGGCGAAGACGGCUAAGCCUGGCCCUGGCUCUACUCCUGAACCCGCACGUUUACCCAAGAGUGAUGUUCAAAUAUUGAAUCACCCUAUGCGGAACAGAUUCGGUCAAAACCGUGAAGGUGAAGCUCGUUUUGAACAAAGAGGGCAAGACGGUGCUCGUGCCCGUGGUCCCAGGGGACCGCGAGUUGCUCGUACCAACACAGCGAAGCCUACUGAGGGUGCCGCUCAGAAGCGUAAUAAUGCCAAGAGAUCCACUCGUGGGCAAGGUCGUGGUAUCAAGCUGAGAACUGAUGAAAAACCCACCAUACCAGUAAAGGAACUCCAUGCUGUUCCUUUGACCCCCCUGGUGUCUGGCAACACGUUCCUCUACGGGAAGCCAGUGUCACUCGUGAUUUCCCCCUCUUCGAGAGCUGCUGCCUUGGCUAAGGAAGCUCUUGUCGAAUCUAAAUACCCGUACAAGCUCCCCAAAGAAGUGAUUGCGGACAUUCCUGCCAAGCAUCCUAACCGGUUCAUCUUGCAGCAAUCUUCAUUCUCAGUUCUGGUGAACCCUGAGCAAAUCAAGAGCAGGUAUGCUCACAUGGUUCAAGGUAAGCCUCUUGUUAUUGAUGCCUCAAAAGCCAAGGGUAAGGAUUCCCAAUUUGUCAGCCAACAAAUCCUGCAGAACGGUGAUUUGUCUUUGAGCCAGAGACAGCUGCUCUUCGACGUGGCCACUGGUUUGAAGCUGGCCCAAGAGAUGUUUAAAGGCGCUGCUUGGAACAAAUAA
Diutina rugosa is the source of this 912-nucleotide messenger RNA. RefSeq lists its product as uncharacterized. The transcript has a single exon. Lineage: Eukaryota; Fungi; Ascomycota; Pichiomycetes; Serinales; Debaryomycetaceae. Bases 1 to 912 code for a protein of 303 amino acids. The record is from RefSeq and is a predicted model, not a curated record.